CACCAAUAAGUUAUAAGAGCAAGCAACGAGCUGUCCGGCCCGACGCAUCUAAAGCACGACAUCUCUCGAGGUACGACAUUCCCCUCGACGCCCCAAAACCGCAACCCACACCCAAGAGGCCCACAUCCACUGGCUAGCUUAACUAGACGUCGCACGACAUUGUACCGCGACAUCCCACGACACGACAACCCCCACGGCCGCCUAUCACUGACCCAGCGUUUCUGUCAGUGACUUGGUCCAGAAUCAGAUUAUUAUCUGCUCCAUAUAGUAAUCGUCCUUCCUAGGCUUCAAAAGUCAAGGAGUAAACGACGACAUUGGAGGCCCCAGAAAACCCUUCCAAAUAUAAGGGGCACCAGCACAACAAAGUGGGACCCACCCAGACAAGUUUUAGACUCCACCAAAGGUCUAGCCGUGACAAUUUGUAGAUCUCCAGUCACUUUACGACAUUACUUUGACUAGGCUCUAGCACCAACUCUUUCUCGUCCCCACAUUGCCACCAAUCUCAUUGAUAGCCACUAGCAUAUUCAGUCAUCUGGUUUGAAAAUUUCUCCACUACGUCAAAUUUUCCAGCGAAGCAGACUAAAGUCACCCUAUCCAGAAGUCUAGCAGGGAAAAUAUAUAAGGAGCCCUCUUUAUAUUAUCGAGACAUCCGUAAUUUCCAUACCCCGUUCUUGACACUAUAGGAGAGUUUGUUCUUGAUCCUUUUGACAUUUAUUGAUAAAUCUUACUUUUCCUUGAUCUUCCAGAUCUUUAUCCAUACUUGGUAGUCUCAUUUAUAUAGUAGUCCAUUUGGCUCGCAUACCGUUUUACGCUACCUUUCCUCAUACAAAAUUAAUCCCUGUUUUGGACCCAAAAAUUAACUAAAAAGCAUCUGCCAUUCCACCAUUUAGCAAGUAGCUAAUCCAAAUUACCCCCUACAGCGAUAUCCUUCAGUGAUAUCUGCAGAGCCCCCACAAGAGCCCCCCAUCAUUCAGUCCCAGAUAUAUAUUCGCACACCGGUGCUCACCAUGAAUUACCAUAACUCAAACCCCGGCGGGCCCGACGCUACGUCGGCUUCCUCAGCACCAGCAUCCACAGCGUCGUCAGCAUCGGCAGCCGCUUCUGCAUCCUAUUACUACGCUCCGGUACAACAGUACCAGCCGCAACCGCUCCACCACACCAUCCAGCCUAAUGGCCCGAACUCGGUUCCAACCACCCCAGGAGCCCCCACAAGAAGAGGUCCAUGGUCUCCUAUGGAAGACAAGAAGCUUCUUGAUCUCAUCAACAUCUUUGGUCCUACCAAUUGGGUGCGCAUCUCUAAUAGCAUUGGAACGAGAACGCCGAAGCAAUGCCGCGAGCGCUACCACCAGAACUUGAAGCCGCUGCUAAACCGUCUGCCAAUUACAGUAGAAGAAGGCGAGUUGAUCGAGCUGUUGGUAGCAAAAUACGGUAAGAAAUGGGCCGAAAUUUCUCGUCACUUAAAUGGCCGUUCCGACAACGCCAUCAAGAAUUGGUGGAACGGAGGAGCCAACCGUAGAAGAAGAGCCUCGUUGGUGCACGAACCGAAUGUGGCUGGUAACAGCAACAGCAAUAAUAAUAACAACUCGAUGAGCAGCUCUAACGGUAGUAACGUCAAUGCCAAUGGCCUCAAUAGUAGCACUAGCAUCUCGACGAUGUCGGCAUCCACUUCUGCAUCCACCAACUCCACACGCUCGCAAAACGGGUCGCUCUCCAGUCCUUCAGGACUUCCCACGCUUACCCAGAACAAGAGUUCUGCUAGCUUGCCUGAAGCAGUGUUGUCUGUCAGCUCGGCACAGGUCCACCAGUCAAAUUCGCUGCGCUCAUCACUCAACGAGCCUUCGCUCUCGGCAAACUCAUCUGCACUCAACUUAUCUGCUGCAAACCCGAACAGUCUUUCAUCCUACGCCAUCACCAAUAACCAUAACACCAACAUCAACAAUACCAGUAACAACUCCACAAUAUUACCACCUCCUAUCGGAGCUUCGCAGCCUUCGACUUUCCCCCAGAUUCCUCAGCUUCCCCAGAUUUCAUUUAACACAUCCAUGUUUGGUAAGCCUGAUGCGCUGUUCAAAGCCCAUACACCUCCUCCUGGGUCUAUGGCUGCAGCCGUCCCUCAUACCAUGACUUCACCUGUAAAAGCGACUUCACUUAGAUCUGCUAGUUUUGACGUAACCUCGGCUACUGGAGCCACGAACGCAUCCACUUCAACUCUUACAUCCACCACUCUUCCUCCAAUUUCUUCAUCUAACAAGAGAAGACUCUUGGACGACCCCAUCAGUAGAAGACAUUCCACUGCAAACUACCACUAUGCCCAUCCCAACGGAAACACAAAUAACAAUAAUAAUAAUAAUAAUAAUUUCGCAGUUCCGACUUCUUCGGCUCCUGGUUCGGCAUCUGCUGCUACAGGUUCAAUUAUCGGAGGUGCUGGCACCGUUUCUCCCUCGUACUAUGGCUCGCCACUACUUCUCAGUACUCAAGUAUCGAGAAACAACUCGAUCUCACACUUUGAGUUUCUGACGUUGAACUCAACCUCGCAUUCUCUGAGAAGAUCGAGUUCGAUAGCACCAGACUUCUUUCCAAAUCCAUUAAAGGAGCUACAGGCAGCCGCAUCUUCCUUGAACAAGGAGGGAAACGUGAACCACAAACGUAACAUGUCGCAGAACUCGUCGUUCAACUCUCCUUCUUUGACUCCUUCUACCCGUUUCUCCAUCUCAUCAACUACCUCCCUUUUAAAUAACACUUCUACCAACUUGACAAUGCCAUCAGCCACAACCCUGCCUUCCAGCAAUUACAACGGUCUCAAGAACGAUCAUUCUUCUAGCAGUGGGUCCAUUCCAGCACUCAAAGAAGAAGUCGAGUUGAAGUUGAAGCACAAGAACGACUUGGACGAUGUAGACAUGGACGACUCCCAUAACCACUUGCAAAAUCCCAGGACAACCAUGGUGAAAACCAAGAUCUCGGUUCUGAGCCUCAUUGAUUGAAUGAGCGGUGGAUCCGUUCUCUCGGACUGUUUUCGUACUUCCAUCUGUAACAAUACUUGUUUUCCUUAUAGACCUCCAAAAACAGUUUCUUCAAUUCUUGGUUAUCUAUUUUUCAAUUCUCGGGAGUUUACUCUGUAACUAAUAAUUUGACUAUUACUUCAAGAAAAUGAAAUACAUAUUUAAGAAUACAUGCAUCGUUCUAC
Molecule: messenger RNA, 3184 nt
Organism: Scheffersomyces stipitis CBS 6054
Lineage: Eukaryota; Fungi; Ascomycota; Pichiomycetes; Serinales; Debaryomycetaceae
Exons: 1
Coding region: 1008-2981 (657 amino acids)
Source: RefSeq, a predicted model, not a curated record